Messenger RNA from Pelobates cultripes (western spadefoot toad), 486 nucleotides. The record is from the annotation of a GenBank genome assembly. NCBI's taxonomy places the organism in Eukaryota, Metazoa, Chordata, Amphibia, Anura, Pelobatidae.
AUGGCGUUGAAAAAAACAAAGGCACAAGCGGGCACUACACCAUCCACGACACUUACCACUUCCAAAACUUCAUUACGGCGAUAUUUUGCAGAAAAAUCGGAGACGGAUCAGCAAUCCAAAAUGACGGCGGCGGCGGGAAAAUCCCCCACCUGCAAUGCUCCAGCCAGCCCUGCUCCUUCUGAUGGUUCCACAGACGGAGCCGAUCAAAAGACACUCCUCACACAAUUGCCAUCCAAGUCAGACCUCGAGGCAAUGUUUUCCAGAAUGGAGAAGAGCUUUGGGGACAAACUACAAACACUCCAUGAGGAGGUGAGCCAUAUAGACAACAGAGUGCAAACACUAGAGAAAGAGGGAGAAAUUACAGCCUUGCACUUAACAAAUGUGCAAUCCCUACAACAAGUCCAUAAUGAGGCCAUAUUAUUCCUGCAAAGGAAAAUAGAAGACCUAGACAAUAGGGGUAGGCGCAACAACCUACUUUCUACCUGA